Molecule: messenger RNA, 4391 nt
Organism: Ictalurus furcatus (blue catfish)
Lineage: Eukaryota; Metazoa; Chordata; Actinopteri; Siluriformes; Ictaluridae
Gene: ugcg
Product: UDP-glucose ceramide glucosyltransferase
Exons: 9
Coding region: 53-1234 (393 amino acids)
Biological process (GO): glucosylceramide biosynthetic process
Cellular component (GO): membrane
Molecular function (GO): ceramide glucosyltransferase activity
Source: RefSeq, a predicted model, not a curated record
CAAUACGCACUCACACACAUUCACACACACUGCCCGGUGGUGUCUGUACACCAUGGCCUUGCUGGAGCUCGCUAUGCAAGGCUUCUCCAUCUUCGGAUUUAUUUUAUUUAUUGUCCUCUGGCUCAUGCAUUUCAUGUCCAUUAUCUACGUCCGCUUGCAUCUCAAUAAGAAGAGCGGAGAUAAACAGCCGUACAGCAAACUGGCCGGAGUGUCUCUGCUCAAACCUCUGAAGGGCGUCGACCCGAAUCUCGUCAGUAACCUCGAGACCUUCUUCGAGCUCGACUACCCCAAGUAUGAAAUUCUUCUCUGCGUGCAAGACCACGACGAUCCGGCCAUCGACGUGUGUAAAAAGCUUCUGGGGAAAUACCCCGGCGUCGACGCCCGCUUAUUUAUAGGCGGUAAGAAGGUUGGCAUCAAUCCAAAAAUAAACAACCUCAUGCCCGGUUACGAGGGAGCAAAAUACGACCUGGUGUGGAUCUGCGACAGUGGAAUUCGAGUGAGGCCCGACACGCUGACGGACAUGGCCAAUCAGAUGAACGAGAAGGUGGGUCUGGUUCACGGCCUCCCAUACGUCGCAGACCGCCAAGGAUUCGCCGCUACGCUGGAGCAGGUGUAUUUCGGAACAUCACACCCUCGCUCCUACAUCUCAGCUAACGUGACGGGGAUUAAGUGUGUGACAGGAAUGUCGUGUCUGAUGAGGAAGGAUGUUCUGGACCAGGCCGGAGGUCUCAUCGCGUUCGCUCAGUACAUCGCUGAGGAUUACUUCAUGGCCAAAGCCAUCGCCGACAGAGGAUGGAAAUUUUCCAUGGCGACGCAGGUGGCCAUGCAGAACUCCGGCUCGUAUUCCAUCGCUCAGUUCCAGUCACGCAUGAUCAGAUGGGCGAAGCUGCGCAUCAACAUGCUCCCCGCCACCAUCAUCGAGCCCAUCUCGGAGUGCUUCGUGGCGAGUCUGAUCAUCGGCUGGGCGGCUCAUCACAUGUUCCGCUGGGACAUCAUGGUGUUCUUCAUGUGCCACUGUCUCGCCUGGUUCAUCUCCGACUACAUUCAGCUCCGAGGAGUUCAGGGCGGUCCUCCAUCAUUCUCCAAGCUGGACUACGCCGUGGCCUGGUUCAUCCGGGAGUCCAUGACCAUCCAGAUCUUCCUCUCGGCUCUGUGGGAUCCCACCAUCAGCUGGAGGACGGGGCGGUACCGGCUACGCUGCGGCGGCACGGCCGAGGAAAUACUGGACGUAUAAAUAAAAAAGAAAAAAAAGAAAAAAAAAACAGAGGGGAGGUGGGACAAAAGCACCUUGAAGCAGUGGACACACUUGUGACAAAACAGGAAGAGGCGGAGAAGUGGGCGGGGACAGAACAUGCAGGAAUAACUGCUCAUAAUCAUUUCAGAUUUACCUGUGGGAGUUUUAAUUAAGAAGUGAAUCUUUUUUUUAUUUUAUUUUGAUUUUUAAGAACGUGUGUGUGUUUGCGUGUGUGUGUGUGUGUGUGUGUGUGUGUGUGUUGCCAGGCGUGUAGUCGAGUAUAAUGGAGUAUUUAUGUUCUUGGUGCUUUUGCAGGCCUCAUGAUCCGAGUCCCAAAAUGAGCCAAUAAGGAAUGACGUAGAAGGCGGAGGAAGAGGGCGUGUCUUAACGUUGUUCAGUGGAUUUUCGUUUAAAAAAAAGAAAAAAAACAUUUUCUAAAAUGAGUUUUAUUUAUAUUUUUCACGUCCUGUGGUACUGAACAGCAUUGCAUGCACCGGUACAUCGCCAUGGUGAUUAAAGUAGGGAUGAGUCGAUACCGUGACCAGGUGCUGCUACCUGACGUUCGCCUCGCGUACGUUAUUGCGUAUUUCACGCUUGAUGAUCAAAGCGAGUCCCUGAUUGAGCCGCGUACCCGUCUCAGGAUGGACGAGUAUCUAAAAACACGGUGUUCAUUUCAGAGUGAGGCGCAGGUUUAGCGGAUGAUCGCGCUAGGAAAUGAAGAGCGAUGGGUUUUUGCGUUUCAUGCACUGCUGUUUUUCCACAGAUGUCUCUGUUGCUUUUUUUUAACGAAGAUGUCGGAUGACUGAACGUGUAAAAUUUGAUCCGCUAACGAAGAGAGAAUUUUCUCCGUAGUGACUGACGAGCUCGAUCAGUAUUAGUGUGAGAUUUCAGUUGCGGCGUAAACCCUCCAAUCAGCACGCAGCCAAAUAUUUCCACGCCUUGUAGAGUUUAAAAUAUUUCUGUGCCGCUAGGAUUCAGGAUUUUGUUUGUUUGUUUACGCUUUGUUACGAUGUCAUACAUCAAGCUUGAGUUCAGGUUUCAAGUUCAGCGCGUCGUGUCGGCGUUCGCGUCAGUUCCUGGCUGCUAAUCAGGUUAAAAAAUAAAUUAAAAAAAGAUAUUUAUGAAAAAGUUUAGAGGUUUUUGAAAUAUUAGCAUCGCUUUAGAUCGACAGGGCCGUAAAGAAAAAAACAUUGAUUUAACUGAACUUUUAAAAAAAAAAUCCAAAUCCUAGUGUCACAAAUAUUCCGUUAGCGGGAACGCCGUGAGGAUUUUAACGGACGAUUCGGGGGGUUUUUCCCCUGAAUUUGCUUCCUGACCCUGUGCGUGAUACCUGAUUGGAGACGAACCGUAACGGACAGUUAUGCAGUAACGUUAUUUUAUGUUAGCUUGAUGAUGAUUUAUUCUCAGACGGCACGUGACACACCGGAUACGACUCAUGAAGGGCUCUUGGCGGUUCUGAUCGGUCAGAUCAGGUGUGUUCGGGCUGACUGAACCGACUGAAAUGUAGAGUUUAACUCCGCCCCCUGGCCACACCUGUAUAGUUAUUAGUGUGGUGCGUUUCUCUCUGGCCGUGCUGACACGUUCACGACAUGACGCACGUUCCUGUAACCCCCCCCCCCCCCCCCCUUCAUUCACGUGAAAUAAAUAAAAUCUGUGUGUAUUCCACGUAGCUAACAUUAUACGCGUAUACGGCUGUCAGGUUUAUUAAGGAACCUGGUAAAAGGGUCAAAAGCGGCACUUUGUCAUGAAGGCUGAUAGAUUGGAUAGAUUGGACACUUUGUAAUGAUCCCGGUGUUGGAUAUACAGCAACGUGGUUAAAAUGCCACUUGUAUUCCUGCGGUAGUUCCUGAUGAACUUGGAUGGUUUCGUUUGCAAAAUAUAAACAGUUUAAACCAUCGUGACCCUGAGCAGGAUGCAGGACGAAACAAAAGCAGGAAGUGUGACAGUAUUAUACUGAGAUGGUACAUUUUACUGUAUUUUUUUUCCUCGUUCACUCGACUAACAGGAAAUAAACAUCACGUUUUGUGUAAAAACCCGACGCUUCGCUCCAACGCCAAGUUCUCCAUGCUUUUUCUUUUUACGUUUCAUUUCCUCUCUAACCCACUGACCGGUACAGAGGGCUUUCUGAAGGAAAAAACACAUCAGUCAGCAAUAAAAGUCUUAAAGUCCUAGGUUUAGUGUGUGAUAAACACACACGCACGUAUAGAUAUUACUCAUACAGUACACCCGCGCACACACGUGUGUGUGUGUGUGUGUGUGUAUAUAUAGAUAUAUUACUCAUACAGUACACACACACACAGCCCUCUAUUAAACAUUUCAAAAUAUGUACCGCUGUGUUGCAUGUAAAUAGGUGUUAGCUGUGUGUGUGUGUGUGUGUGUGUGUGUGUGUGUGUUGCUGUACUGGUAACGCCGCUGUAGUUAUUAGAAAUAUUACAACAUGAAUUUUUCAAUUGUUCCAUUUUCUGUUCAUGUCCUCUUCCUGAGUGAGAAUGACACACUGUGUGUGUGUGUGCGCGUGUGUGUGUGUGUGUUUGCUUUUACCUUUUUUCAAUACUGUGAGUGAGUGUAUUGUUGUAGUGUAUCUCACGGUGGGGAACUGGACAUUGAGUUGUGUGUUUGACUGAAUUGGUGUGUGUGUGUGUGUGUGUGUGUGUAUAAAAGGCUGGUGGUGUGGCUCACAUUGCAAACAUCAAAUUCCAAAUUGGGGUUACCUUGACUAUCCUUAAACCUGACAUCACCGUGUGUGUGUGUGUGUGUGUGUACACAUCCUUAUAUCUAAACGCAGCACUAAUGAGAUCUUUGUUAGUUCUGGCCCGAACCCCAGCCCCUGGUGGUGUGAAGAUGGGGUGUGUGUGAGAGUGAGAGUGUGAUGGUGUGUGUUCGAUGUGCUGUGACUCCACCAGCCUCGCUCGUGUGUGAAAGAAAGUUCCAGAACAGUCCAGUUGUGAUCCACCGUUACUUAUUUUACACGCUUGAUGCUGAAGACCCGUUUUUAUAAAAAAUAAAAACAUGUACAGUUUAUUUAUGACUUGUUCUGAUUGUUAAAGUGUUAGAAGCUUAAUUUAUUCUGGAACUGGACUUUUUUAUUUCGUAGUUCCUCUCUUUUAUCUGCAGUAUGGAGAAGUAAAACUAUGGCUGGGUUUUUGUUUGUUUGUUU